CCUGCGGGCUGGGCAUCCCGUGGCUUCUCCUUGCGCUGGGCGGUGGCUCCGGGGGUGGGGUGGGGAGGUUUCGAAAACGGUCGUCUGGGAAGGUGGGAACGAACCCGGGCCCGGCUCUCCGCAGCGGCCCAGCGGGAACAUGGCGGCCCUGACGACGGUGGUGGUGGCGGCGGCGGCCACGGCUGUGGCCGGGGCGGUGGCGGGGGCGCGCGCGGCCGCGGGGACCGGCGUGGGAGCGGCGGCGGCGGCGCCGCAACAGAAUGAUGGCUGCUUUAGUACUUCUGGGGGAAUUCGUUCUCUUCAGCUACAAAACUGGAAGCAGAAAGUCAGUCGGACUAAGAAAGCAGAAUUUAUAUGCACAGCAGAAAAGUUAAAAAAUCAGGUUAUUGUCCUAGAAAAAGAUAAACACAAUCAUUUCUACAACCAAAAAAGUGACUUGAGAGUUGAGCAUAGUCUGCUGGAAGAAUUGGAAAAUAAAUUGAUAAACAGCAGAAAAACAGAAAGAGCAAAGAUCCAACAACAGUUGGCCAAAAUACAUAACAAUGUAAAGAAACUUCAGCAUCAGUUGCAAGAUGUGAACCCUACACCUGAUUUUGUUGAAAAGCUCAGAGAAAUGAUGGAAGAAAUUGAAAAUGCAAUUAACACUUUUAAAGAAGAGCAGAGGCUGAUAUAUGAAGAGCUUAUAAAAGAAGAGAAAACAACUAGUAAUGAGUUGAGUACCAUAUCAAGAAAAAUCGACACAUGGGCUCUGGGUAAUUCAGAAACAGAGAAAGCAUUCAAGGCAAUCUCAAGCAAAGUUAGCCAGGUUCCCAUAGAUAAAGUGACGUGGAGCGCCCUUCCAGAAGAAGUGGUAGACUUUGAAAAGUUCCUUCAGCAAACAGGAGGGCGACAGGGUGGGUGGGACGAUUUUGAUCACCAGAACUUUGUGAAGGUGAGAAACAAAUAUAAAGGGAAGCCCGCAUUUCUGGGAGAAGUACUGCAGCACCUCCCAGGAAGAACCCAGGAUGAAGUUCGCCAACAUGAACAAUGGUAUCAGAAGUUUCUGGCCCUAGAAGAAAGGAAAAAAGAGUCCAUUCAGAAUUGGAAAACUAAAAAGCAGCAAAAGAAGGAGGAAAUUUUCAAGUUGAAAGAAAAGGCAGACCAUACAUCUAUGCUUUUUCAUAACAAACCAGAUAAUCAAAAGCAAAAAGAGGAACAAAGAAAGAAACAGAAAUUGGCAGUUGAAGCUUGGAAAAAACAGAAAAGUAUAGAAAUGUCAAUGAAAUUUGCAUCCCAGUUAAAAGAAGAGGAAGCGAAGGAGAAAAGGCAGCAGAAAGAACGCCAGCGCCAGUCUAAGCUUAAAUUACUCCUGGAAAGCUACACGCAACAGAAGAGAGAACAGGAAGAAUUUCUGAGGCUUGAAAAGGAGAUCAAGGAAAAGGCAGAAAGGGCAGAAAAAAGGAAGACGGCUGCUAAUGAAAUUUCCAGGUUUCAAGAAAGAGAUUUGCAUAAACUUGAAUUGAAAAUUCUAGACAGACAGGCAAAAGAAGAGGAAAAGGCAGAGAAGCAAAGACGACUCGCAAAAUUCAAAGAAAAGGUUGAAAAUAAUGUUAGUAGAGAUCCCACUAGGCUUUAUAAACCUACCAAAGGUUGGGAAGAACGAACCAAAAAGAUAGGACCAACAGGCUCUGGGCCACUUCUUCAUAUCCCACACAGGGCUAUUCCAAGCUGGAGACAAGGAAUGUAGGGAAGAAUAUGAGACAGUGGAAAAGCUGUUCAUUUGAUGAGCAUGUUCAGAGCACUGUUCUAGCUGGAGAGAGUGAUUACCCGUGUUCUGUAAAUAGCACUAGCUUAGUCAGGUUGGUCAAUGUGCUGUAUGUGGAUCAAGAGGUCUGAAGUGUCUGUGGCAUUGUCUGGAUUUCUCGUUUAUACUAAGAGGGUGUUUAAGGUCUGUGUUGCAUAGUAUUGGUAUAAAAGGUAUUUAAAUAAGUAUAUGUUAAAACAUUACUCCAUUUAAAUACUCUAAACAUUUCAAAGACAUUUUGUUUUUGUCAAAGCAUACCAAGAUAACUUAAGACAAUCAGACUUUUUUAAGCCAAAAUUUUGUAACUUUUUAUAACUUGGACAUAAGCUUGAGUAAAAAAAAAAAGUGAGUUGUGUUUUUUAAAGUGUUAUGUGAUAUCGUAGUACUUUUUCUAAGUUUAACAAACUGGUAGUUGUUGUUAUUGAAUUUUUGUGCAAUAAAUAUUUUUAUCUGUUUAAAGCAUGCUUUGUUUUAUAUAGAGAAUAUUUUAGAAAUACCUUUCACCUCAUAUACUGUAUUAAUUAUGUUACAUCUUUUUGGUUGCCUUCAGCUGUUCUAAAUUUCCUCUCAGCCUUUCUAUGCAUCACAGAUUUAUAAAAUCUUUGUGUCUUUUACUUCUUACUGGCUGGUGGACUUUUCUUGUCUGCUUCAAUUUAUUUCAAAAUGGGAAAAUUCUUCGUUCUGAAA
Molecule: messenger RNA, 2470 nt
Organism: Jaculus jaculus (lesser Egyptian jerboa)
Lineage: Eukaryota; Metazoa; Chordata; Mammalia; Rodentia; Dipodidae
Gene: Ccdc112
Product: coiled-coil domain containing 112
Exons: 10
Coding region: 140-1726 (528 amino acids)
Source: RefSeq, a predicted model, not a curated record